AUGUCUCAAAUUAUGGUUGAAGCUUUUGCAAGAAGUUUAAUUGACAAGAUAAUGGUAGAUGCUUUUUACGUGGUGCAUAGUAACGAUGAAAAAUUACAAAUGCUGGAAAAUCGAGAAGAAUCGGCUGGUGUUCAGUCGGAAUCUCCGCGAAUAACGCUGCAAAUGCAGGAUCGACCCUGUGAAAAUUACAACGAAUUUGACACCAAGGAUCUAAUAGAGAAUAUGGUACAUCAUUUAAGAAAUCUGCAAAUUGGAGAUUCGACGUCUGUGCCGCCUCGUCUAUCUAAAUUAGAAAACCAGGUAAAACAUGUCGCAUGCAAUGUCGACAAUAUUUCACCAGCGGACUCCCCCGAACUUGCAGAAGCGCAUAUAACUCAGGGUCAAGGUGAUGUGCAUCAGGUAAUACACAACGCAGUCAUCGAAACAACGACAGAUCCCACCGAUACUCGUUCAGAAAAGGACACUAACAGUUUAAACGAGGCAACAAAAGUAUCCAUUCACGUGCUGCACCGAAUGAUCGAGGAGCUCGAAAGAAAAACCGGAAAAUCCGACCAGAAGAAGGAAAUUGAAUUGGAAGCUGUUAACAAAGAAAAAAGCCCAACGUGGGAAGAAUCAGAGAAACAAUUGAUAAGAACGAUCGAAAACGUCGAUGACCUUGAACAAACUACCAUUAAUCCCAUAUCUGAGGGUGAAAUUGUAAAUUAG
Molecule: messenger RNA, 705 nt
Organism: Habropoda laboriosa
Lineage: Eukaryota; Metazoa; Arthropoda; Insecta; Hymenoptera; Apidae
Exons: 4
Coding region: 1-705 (234 amino acids)
Source: RefSeq, a predicted model, not a curated record